CAGGUAUAUCAGACCCGUUAUUAUUUCUAUGUUAUAUGAGAUAUUGAAGGAGUAUCUUAAUAUCUGUAUUUAUACUAAGAGUGCAGGAUAAGGGAUGUGAAUUGUUCAUUGUUAUCAGCUGAUACUAUAACAGAAUCAAUAAGGACUGGAUCUCUAGAAGGUUUUGAUAAAGUAAAUACCUGGAUCAAUAGAGUUACCUGUAAUAGCAUGUUGACAACCAUUUAGCGUCACAAACUAAGAUGGCCGAUUACACUUCCUGAUCACUUGUUUUGGGGUUUUGUCUCAGAUUUUUUGACAGUUGUAAGAUUCUGUUAAUAAAAUGGAACCCAGCUAUAAAAUGGGUAAAUGGAGUCCCCAGGAACAACACAGUCCAUCUGCAGAUCCUUUUGGAGACAACACCAUGAGUGGACCUCCUGGAAGUGUUGGUGAUGAUUAUAAUAAUGCAAUGAAACAACAAAAGCUUGAAAAAGAGAGAAAAAGAAUUGAAGACCAAAACAAGAAAAAAAGGCAACAGUUAGGACUGUUCCAGCCAAAUGAAGAUAUUGGACGACCUAAUUCUGGGGGUCGUAGGAGAGGUCGUGAAGAACAUCGCCCUUUAGUGGGUAAUUCUAAACCAUCCACACCCACAAGUUUUGAAUAUGUUAAUCCAGCUGCAUAUGAGGAUGAAUCAUUUCCGGAACCACAACGUGACACAGUUACUGUGUUGAAUGUUACAACAGACAGUCACAGUGAUGGUGAUAGUGAUAUACCAGAAAUAUCUGCAGGUGAUGAUAUUCAUACUAAAAAAGGAAAGAAAAAUAAACAUGCUGGUCAAUGGACAUUACCGCCACCAACAUAUGAUAGUGUUUCUUCACAAAACCCAGAUCCUCGUACAAGGAGCCAAAGUAGGAGUCCUAUUCCUCAAAACACAUUUGAAAUACCAAACAUUGAUCAUCAGCAACAAAAAACAAUGGAAUACUCCUCCUCACCUCAGGAUUAUAAUGGUGAUAAUGAUGUCUCUAUUCCUAUGUUAGAAGACACAGGAAAAAAGAGCAAAAAGAAAAAUAAGAAACCAAACCGACCUCCCCCUCCUCCAACAACACAGAAUGAGAUGAUAGCAGGUGGUAAUCAGGGCUCUAUGGGGAGCUUAGAGGACGACAAUGAGCCUGAUGAGAUCAGUGUACCAGUGGCACCACUCUCCAUGAAACAGUCUCCAAGUACAGCUAAACUGAAAAAUAUGUACAAUAGUGAGCAGGCAGAUAUAUCCGAAGGAGGAAACACAAAUGGUGAUGAUUCUGAAUUAGGAGCUACUGGUCGAAGCUUUACACCCGAAGGAAUAGAAAAAUUAGAUGACUAUGUAUUACAGCCAGCACCUCAGGGUCAAGUCAUCAAAUGUCGAAUAACAAGAGAUAAAAAAGGCAUAGAUCGAGGAGUUUAUCCCACAUACUACUUACAUCUAGAAAGAGAAGAUGGCAAAAAAACAUUUUUAUUAGCUGGUAGGAAAAGGAAGAAAAGCUAUCCAUCUAACUAUUUAAUUUCAACAGAUCCAACAGAUUUAUCUCGUGGUGGAGAAUCAUAUGUAGGCAAAUUAAGGUCAAAUAUAUUGGGAACACAUUUUACGUUAUUUGAUCAUGGAUGCAAUCCUAAGGAUAAUUAUGAAAAUGCAAGGAAAGAACUGAUUGGUGUAGUUUAUGAAACCAAUGUGUUAGGAUUUAAGGGUCCAAGAAAGAUGACCAUUAUUAUACCUGGUAUGAAUUUGGACCAUGAACGAGUUGACAUUAAACCAAGAAAUGAUAAUGAUGGUUUGAUAAACAGAUGGAAAAGGAAAAACAUGGAAAAUAUACUUGAGCUGCAUAAUAAAACACCUGUAUGGAAUGAUGAAACACAGUCAUAUGUAUUAAAUUUCCAUGGAAGAGUAACCCAGGCUUCAGUGAAAAAUUUCCAGAUAGUUCAUGAUAAUGAUGUUGAAUAUAUAGUGAUGCAGUUUGGCCGUGUUGCAGAGGAUGUAUUUACAAUGGAUUUUAAUUAUCCUUUAUGUGCAUUACAAGCUUUUGGAAUAGCAAUUAGUAGUUUUGACAGCAAACUUGCCUGUGAAUAAAUUCAGUAUGAAUGUAUAAAAUAUCAGCUUUAAACAUAUUAAAAGUGCUCAUCUCCAGAGUUGGAUACAGGAUAUGCAUGAGGAAACGUUUCUUUAUUUAAAAAAUUGAAUUAUCCGUUUAUUGUGUGAAAGAUUAAAUUAUGUGUCUUAUUUUUACAUACAAUUUUAUCGUUGGGUUAAACGAUUCAGCAACUUAUGUUUUAUUUUACGUUCUGAUAAUAUUAAGCAGAAUGAGUUGGAAUCUGUUUAGCAAGAGGCUAUUGAUAAUAGAACUAUCUGCAUUGCCAGCAUUCUAGAAAUUGAUAAUUGGAAGCCAUUUAACUUUAGGGAAAUUUCGAUGUAGUUGUAAAGUAAAUUUACAAGUUUACCCCUUCCUGUGUAUUUAUUAGAGUGACAUUAGUUGUAAUUAUUUUGACAUCCUUCAUAUAUGCUGUUAGAAGUGUUAAGAAUAUAUCAGAGAAUAUUAGAGAUUUACUUAAGAAUUGAGGUAAACUUGGGUGUUAAUUGGAUGUUAUUGAAGACCCCAAAGUGUUAGAUUUUUUAUUGAUUUAAGUUUUUUUUUCUUUUUACUCUACUUAAUAUACUAAAUAAAAUUCAAAAUUGGAAAGGAUGGAAUAGAUUGUUAAUGGAUUGUACCUGCUAACUGUCACUAUUUGUGGGGGAUUUCCUCUCACUUUGAAAUUUUGAAAGUACAAUUUUGUUUAAAUUUUCAAACAAAACAAUUAUUUUUUUAUUAUGCAUAUAGGAUUGUAAAAGUAUGAAGAAGCAAAUAGACAUUUUUAAAGAUAAAUUUGAAGGCCCCUUUAAAGGUUUUCUAGGACUAUGAAAACCAUCUUGCACGGGACCCCCCCUUGGCAUUUUGAAAUGUUGGCAGGUAUGAUCAUAUAGCAAUGACAUCUGUUGAUACUCCAUUUUUAGUCUCAUUAGUUUGUUGUAGUAAUGUGUACCCCUAUUAUGUUUUAAAAAGUUGAGAUUUACAGAGAUUCCAAAUUCAUCAAUUUCAUUAGCAUCUAUAAAUAUUAAAAGAUUAGGUUUUAUUUAGCAUGUGAAUGAGGUUGUAUGAAAUUUAAUACAUUAUUAUGUUUGUUCUCUCGUCACUUUUUUAAAUGUUGGUUAUGUGCAAUUAUUUCAUGUAAAUUUGUUUUGUGUAAAUAGCCUUAUUUUCAAUUCUUAACUGGACAAAGUUGUGGGGUUUAUUGUUAAGGGGGGCAAAUAAAUUCUAAACGAUUGAAAUAUGGUAUAUAUUUGUGUUUAUAAGUGAUAUAAUGCAGUACUUGUAUAUGAAUUAUCAGCGUGUGAAGUCUAUAAUAAUUUGCCUUACUUGCAAUUACUCUGGUCCAAUUUUUAUUUUGAAUUUUAAUUCUGAAAGUAGAGGAGAUAUACAAAAUAAGAGCUGAAAAUAAGGUCUCUUUAAGGACUUGAUGUUCAAUUUUUUUUAUUGAUGUGCUUUAUCUUGUUGAUUCUCAUGAUUAAUUAUAUUAUUAUAUAGUAUUUAUUUUAAAUUAUAGAUCAAAUUAUAUGUAAUUAUGUAAACAUUGUAGAUAAUUUUAUAUUGAAAUGUUGUUGCAUGUACAUAGAUGUAAAUACAGAUGUCACCCCACAAUAGUUUUCCAAACAUACAUAUGAAAGUAUUUCCCUUAUAUCAAGCUUCAAUGCACUAAAUGAAGAAGAAAAGUUAUUGCUUUCACUGUUUUUUUUUAUAAAUUUGAAUUUUCGCUUCAGAAAUCUGCCACAUGCAUGAACUAAGAUAAUUUUAUUAUUGUAUGUUUGAAAAUUACAUGAUUUUAAGGUAUUUUGUAACCCAAAUAAUUCAGUCUUAAUAGUUUUGCUGCUCUAUGGAUGAUAUAUCUCCCAGUCAAUGAAAUAUAUUGUUAAUUAUUUUCUUCUUUUGUUAACAAUUGCAUUUUUUUUAAUACCAUUGUUUGAGAACAUAGUAUUUUACUUUGUUGGUAUUUUCAUCUGUCCUCUAAAGGGUACAUAGUUUGUCUGCAUAACUCGUAAAUAUUUCUUACUGUUAAGAUUUUUUUAAAGAACUCUAUACAAAAUUUGGAAUACCUCGUCGAGUUUCGUUCAAUUUUGAAUAUGCUCUACUGCCCAUGCACAAUCUGUCAGAUCAACUACUUAAAUAAAUGAACUAAGUAUUGAUUAGAGGAACCUUGUCUCUUGUCCACCAAUGUUGGUUAGAAGAGCAUUAUCUCUUGCUCAUUUUCUUCAACUUUUCAGAAGUUUUUGUUACAAUAAAGUUGAUUUAUUUUGCAUUAUGAGACACUGUUUGUCUUCUCCUCUCACAACUUGAAAGCUUUUGUAGAACACACACUAAUGAAAAGCAUAUUGUCAGGAAUUAAUUUGGUUUAAUAGGAAACAGUUGAACUUUUAGGGUAAAAAUUUCAUUGCUUUUUUUCUCUCCUCAUUACUAGAGUUUCAAGGCUAGAAUAAUUUUAAUUUCCUUAAUGUUUGUUUAGAUAUAUCAUAGUAAUAUUGUUGAAUCAAUUCAUUCCUUUAUUAGAAAUAGGCUAAAGCAUCAUUUGUGUAAAGACACAAUACUUGCAGAGCAAACAACCUAAAACUUGAAAGUCAUUAAAAUUUAUUGCCCAUAUACUUAGUUGGUGAAAUUCUUAUGUUUUAUCAUUUAUGUUGACAUUCUUUCCUAGUUUGGAUUGACUGAAGGAUACAUUAUCCAUCACUAAUUAAUAAAUGCUAAUAAUUUAAGAAUCAUACUCAGUGUUUGAUUUGAGUACAUUCUCUUCAACUUGCAAAAUUUAUAUAAAAAAAACAACUGAAUAUGUACACAAAGUCUAUUUCAAUUGUUUGUACACAAAUUGCAGAAAAUUGAAAGUUUCAUUCAUAAUCAUUUAAAUUCGGUUUUCAUAUAACAUUACUAUUAGUGCUUAGUUUUGCCAAAUUUCAUGCAUAUUUGAUUGCCUAUUCAAAAUGUGUUAUAGCUGUGAAUGACACUUGAUAAUUUUUAAAGCACAAUUUUUUAUAUGUAUAAUAAAUGAUUUUUUAAUCAUUCAAAGGACCAACAGACUAUAUCGUGCAGUUUAAACCGCUAUCAGAAGAUAGGGUUGUGAAAAUGUUUUGAAUCUAGCUAAAAAGUCAAGGUCACAAAAUUGAAAGUUGCCCGUCCUUGUUUAUAAAUAAUGUCAAUUUGUCAAUGCCACAUCUUAGAUACUAGUACCUCUUAUUAGGAUUUCUUGAUGCAUACCACACAUGUCCCAAUAAACUUUUUCAAGUUUUAAAAAUCUGAAGGUUGUAAAGAUUGUUAGUGAUGCAUAAUUAUGAAAUGAUAUGCCCAAAUAAUUACAUUAGAUGUUUGUUUCAUUAUAAUACGUUAUUCUGAUUGGCUAAUUGUGCAUCACAUGUUAUUCCGUAAGCAGUUGCAUGAGACAAUAACAUUUCAUUCAUGAUGACACGAGGUCCCACAAUAAAGUGCACAGGUGAAUUUAAAAAUUUAACUUCAUGAAAAUCGUGUUUUUAUAAUCCUAGCUAAAAAAUGUAAUUAUAAGUAUUGAAUGCUUCUUUUUGUAACUUUAUAGGGUUGUAAAAGCGUUGACUGUGCGUACAUUUUUAGAAUGAAGCGCUUCCGCGCUUCAUACAAAAUGUACUUCAGUCAACGCUUUUACACCCCAAUAAAUUUACAAAAAGAAGCAUUCAAUUCUUAAAUAAACUUAAGGUAAAAAAUAAACUUUUAUCAAUAAUUCAUUAGGCUGGGAUAUACAAUAGCUAUACAGGAAAUUGCACCUGAUACUUUAAGGUUGUUUCAAGUAUUUCAUUUUCUGUGUUAGAAAAAUAAAAGAAAUUUGAUGCAUUGAGUAGCAGAAUUAAUAUCAAUUCCAAACAUAUCUAAUUGAUUUUCACCUUUGAAGUAACCAUGGAAACAUGUAUUAUCAAUCAUCACGGAGAAAAAAAUCAAACUCGACUCAAAAAUUGAUCAUAUGAUUUGCAUUAUAGUUUGUAUUUAAUUUAAUUUUGUUUUCUUAUCUAGUCUUUAAUAUCCCACCACUCUAAAUAUCCGUCCUAUUUUGUGAGAUUAUUAAUAUCUAUAUAAUUUAUAUUUCAAAUAUGGUUGUUAUCAUCAACUCUUACCUCUAGAUCAAUCCAAAAAUCAAAUAAUCCUUUCAUACCAAAAGAACGUUAAGUGUAGGUUCCUUAUGAGAAAUCAUGUAGGAAAAGUUUUUAAACUUAAUUGAAGAGAAAUGUAAAUUAUAAGAAAAUGUUUGAAAUACACUGUGCAGUAUUUUUGUACACAAGAGGCAGAAAACCUUAUUUUCUUAUAUAUAUCCUCUUUUAUAAUGUUUAAAAAAAAAUACACUUCUGUGGAUUCAUUAUUUUUCGUUGGAUACCAAUUUUCAUGGGUUUCAUUGGUACAGGUGAAACACAAAUUUAAAUGCUAUUAAAAUUACUAUUUUUUUUUAAAGCUCUGUAUGCACAGAUUGGCAAAGCCAUGAAAUCAAAUAUCCAUGAAAUGCAAAUUGUUUGUAAUCCACGAAAAUUGAUACCCACAAAAGUAAAUGAAUCCACACUAUCAAGUAAUACCAAUUACCAUAUGUUGACCAUUCAUCUAUAGAUGAUUUGUUAUUUUAUUUUAUGUUUUAUCUUAUAUUGAAGUAAAUGUUUAUAAUAAUAGUAAUGGUACUAAGAUACAUGUACUAAUUUUAUGUUAAGUUUUACUUUGGUUUUAUAUCACAAGCAGGAAACUGAAAAAGUUUCUUACCUUAUUUUUGUGAUUUUACUUUUUUCAUAGUUUAGGUAUAAUUUUGUCAAAUAUCUCAUUUAUAUAAGAUAAAGAAAUAGUAUAGGGAAAACUGACAUUCCAUCAAACACCGUCCAUGUUAUGAAAGUGCUGUCUUGUGAACUGUCACAAGAUGAUCUGAGGAUAAUAAAAUGUUCACAUAAUU
Molecule: messenger RNA, 6975 nt
Organism: Mytilus trossulus (common blue mussel)
Lineage: Eukaryota; Metazoa; Mollusca; Bivalvia; Mytilida; Mytilidae
Product: tubby-related protein 3-like
Exons: 15
Coding region: 320-2077 (585 amino acids)
Biological process (GO): protein localization to cilium
Cellular component (GO): cilium
Source: RefSeq, a predicted model, not a curated record